UUCUGGGUCCUCCACAUGUUCCUAAGAGGAAAGAAAAUGAAUAUAUCACCUGUGAUGAUAGCAUUUGAAGACCUGGCUGUGUACUUUACCUGGGAGGAAUGGCAGAACAUGAACAAUGCUCAGAAAAUCCUGUACAGAGAUGUGAUGCUGGAGACCUACAGCAGCCUCUUCUCCUUGGGGCACUGCAUUACCAAACCUGACUUAAUCUUCAAGUUGGAGCAAGGAGAAGAGCCAUGGAUGGUGGACAAAUGCUUGAAUCAGAGCCUUUCAGUGGUCAUGAAAAUUGAUGACCUGAUUAAGAUCAACCUGGAAAGUCAGGACAAAAAUCUGAAUCAGGAUUUUAUGAAAAAUAACAAGACAUCAGCUCACAAGAGAGUUGAAUUAAGAAAAACCCUUAGUUUAAAUUCAAGCCAUAUUCCAACAAUGAUUAUUAAAAAGGGAAUCUAUUCAGGAUUGAAGCCUGAGGAAUGCAAUAAAUGUCACACUGUGUAUCCCCACAGUGGGCCUGAUCAACUACAGGCUGGAGAGAAAUUUGAUAACACUAAGAUACCUGGAAAAUCUCUUCACUUCUGUGAGCCUCUUAGUCAGUAUGACAAUAUUCACAUCAUGAAGCAGCCAUUUGGACCCACUGGACAAGCAAAAGUCUUCACAAGAAAGAUGUUCUGUAAAUCUGAGAGGGUUCAUAUGGCAGAAAACUGUAAUAAAUCAACUGUCACUUUUGGAAAAACAACUCAAAUAGAAAAAGCUAUCCAUGAAAAUUCUAGCCUCAAUAUGCAUCAACAAACUCACACAAGAAAGAAAUUUUAUAAGUACAUUAAGUAUGUUGAACCUGUCAUUCACCAGUCACAUCUUACAAUAAAUCACAGACUAAAUACAAGGGAAAAACUUUACACAUGUAACCCUUGUGGAAAAUCACUCAGUAUUAAUUCACCUUAUGAAUGUAAUGACUCUGGAAAAGACUUUGGACAAAAGUCAGUCCUCAGGAAAUGUCAACAAAUUCACACAGGAGAGAAAUCACAUGAAUGUAGUGAUUGUGGAAAAGCCUUUACACAAAAGUCAUACCUCAUAAACCAUCAGCGAAUUCACACAGGGGAGAAACUUUAUAAAUGCCUUCAUUGUGGAAGAGGCUUUCUGUGGAUGUCAGCCCUCAUCAUACACCAGAGAAUUCACACAGGGGAGAAACCUCAUGAAUGUAAUGACUGUGGAAAAGCCUUUGGACGAAAGUCAGACCUCAUCAUACACCAGCGAAUUCACACAGGGGAGAAACCUCAUGAAUGUAAUGACUGUGGAAAAGCCUUUGGAUGCAAGUCACACCUCAUCAGACACCAGCAAAUUCACACAGGGGAGAAACCUCAUGAAUGUAAUGACUGUGGAAAAGCCUUUGGAUGCAAGUCACACCUCAUCAGACACCAGCAAAUUCACACAGGGGAGAAACUUCAUGAAUGUAAUGACUGUGGAAAAGCCUUUGGAUGCAAGUCACACCUCAUGAAACAUCAGCGAAUUCACACAGGGCAGAAACCUCAUGAAUGUAAUGACUGUGGAAAAGCCUUUGGACAAAAGUCAUACCUCAUCGUACACCAGCAAAUUCACACAGGGGAGAAACCUCAUAAAUGUAAUGACUGUGGAAAAGCCUUUGGACAAAAGUCACGCCUCAUCAUACACCAGAGAAUUCACACAGGGGAGAAACCUCAUGAAUGUAAUGACUGUGGAAAAGCCUUUGGAUGCAAGUCAGACCUCAUGAAACAUCAGCGAAUUCACACAGGGGAGAAACCUCAUAAAUGUAAUGACUGUGGAAAAGCCUUUGGAUGCAAGUCACACCUCAUCAGACACCAGCAAAUUCACACAAGGGAGAAACCUCAUAAAUGUAAUGACUGUGGAAAAGCCUUUGGACAAAAGUCACGCCUCAUCAUACACCAGAGAAUUCACACAGGGCAGAAACCUCAUGAAUGUAAUGACUGUGGAAAAGCCUUUGGACAAAAGUCACACCUCAUAUACCAUCAGCAAAUUCACACAGGGGAGAAACCUCAUAAAUGUAAUGACUGUGGAAAAUCCUUUGGACGAAAGUCAGGCCUCAUCGUACACCAGAGAAUUCACACAGGGCAGAAACCUCAUAAAUGUAAUGACUGUGGAAAAGCCUUUGGACGAAAGUCAGGCCUCAUCAUACAUCAGCAAAUUCACACAGGGGAGAAACCUCAUAAAUGUAAUGACUGUGGAAAAGCAUUUGGACAAAAGUCAGACCUCAUCAGACACCAGCAAAUUCACACAGGACAGAAACCUCAUAAAUGUAAUGACUGUGGAAAAGCCUUUGGACAAAAGUCAUACCUCAUCGUACACCAGCAAAUUCACACAGGGGAGAAACCUCAUAAAUGUAAUGACUGUGGAAAAGCCUUUGGACAAAAGUCAGGCCUCAUCAUACAUCAGCGAAUUCACACAGGGGAGAAACCUCAUAAAUGUAAUGACUGUGGAAAAGCAUUUGGACAAAAGUCAGACCUCAUCAGACACCAGCAAAUUCACACAGGACAGAAACCUCAUAAAUGUAAUGACUGUGGAAAAGCCUUUGGACAAAAGUCAUACCUCAUCAUACACCAGCGAAUUCACACAGGGCAGAAACCUCAUAAAUGAAAUGACUGUGGAAAAGCCUUUGGACACAAGUCAUACCUCAUAUUACACUAGAGAAUUCACACAGGGGAGAAACCUCAUAAAUAAUGAUUGUGG
Molecule: messenger RNA, 2715 nt
Organism: Lepus europaeus (European hare)
Lineage: Eukaryota; Metazoa; Chordata; Mammalia; Lagomorpha; Leporidae
Product: zinc finger protein 345-like
Exons: 4
Coding region: 16-2622 (868 amino acids)
Biological process (GO): regulation of transcription by RNA polymerase II
Molecular function (GO): RNA polymerase II cis-regulatory region sequence-specific DNA binding; DNA-binding transcription factor activity, RNA polymerase II-specific
Source: RefSeq, a predicted model, not a curated record